This is a messenger RNA of Manduca sexta (tobacco hornworm), 2251 nucleotides long. RefSeq names its product chromobox protein homolog 1 (gene Hp1b-l). The record is from RefSeq and is a predicted model, not a curated record. The transcript has 7 exons. The coding region runs from base 198 to 764 and encodes 188 amino acids. Gene Ontology annotation, cellular component: nucleus; pericentric heterochromatin. Lineage: Eukaryota; Metazoa; Arthropoda; Insecta; Lepidoptera; Sphingidae. Gene Ontology annotation, biological process: negative regulation of transcription by RNA polymerase II; chromatin organization. Gene Ontology annotation, molecular function: chromatin binding.
GCAAUCUUGGUCACUGCCGGCGUUACAAAUUACAACAUUGUGUUAGAUUACUUUGAUUUGUUGGUCUGUGCUUCUAAUUAUUUGUUUCGAAGUUUAUAAAAGGUUUGGGUGUUAACAUUAAGUCCCAUAGUUUCCGAUACACCCAUACGGGGCAAUUUAUUGUGGAAACGGGACUGAGUCAGUGACUCUUUCUCACAAUGCCCCUCUUAGAAGAAGGAACUAAAGAUAUGGCGGAUAAGAAGAAGGAGAAUGAGCCAGAAGGUGAAGAAGAGUUCUCUGUGGAGAAGGUGCUUGAUCGCCGUGUGAGGAACGGAAAGGUGGAGUACUAUCUAAAAUGGAAAGGUUACAGUGAUGAGGACAACACAUGGGAGCCAGAAGAAAACUUGGAUUGUCCAGAUCUUAUACAGGCUUUUGAAGAAGCUAGGAAAAAGAAAGAGGCUGAGGGAAAAAGUAUAAAGGUUGACAAGGAUGCGAAAAAACGUAAAUCGGCAGCGACGCCAGACCUUAAAGGUGCUAAAAAAAUAAAAAGUGACGACAAAAAGACUUCAGGCUUUGAUCGUGGUUUGGAACCAGAGAAAAUUAUUGGUGCCACAGACAGCAGUGGCGAGUUAAUGUUCCUAAUGAAGUGGCAAGGCACGGAUGAAGCUGACUUGGUGCCAGCAAAACAAGCCAACGUCCGGUGUCCGCAGGUCGUCAUACAGUUCUAUGAGGAGAGGCUCACAUGGCACACGCCCGCACCCGAUGAGGCGGCAAACGAGGACUAGGGCUUUGUGCAGUGAUUUUAAUUGUAAACUCGGGAUCCAUUGGUUAUGGAUGAUCACAAUGAUUCCAAUUUAGCCAUAAAAGAAUUUCAAAUGUGUUUGAAUGGUACUUUUUCGCAAUAAGAUUAGAUUGUAAAGAGUUUCAUCUAUAAUUUUUCUAAUAGAUUUUUUAUUAGUGUUUGUAUUUGGUUUGACAAUUUAGUAAAACAAUCAUUCUUACUUAUGAGGCAGUAACUAUUUAAAACUAAGGACACUGCUAAUAGGCUGGAUGAUUGGCUGCGCCUAGUUUCAUUUGAUAAUACAUUUUCCAAUACUAGUUAACUUUAAGAAACAUAGAUCUUAAUAAUAUUAUUAGCAGAUUCAAUCUUGUAGAUGAAUUUUAUAAAGAACUGUUUCUUACUAGAUUCAGUUGAUUGUUGAUUGUAUAUUACAACUUGGUUGUGACAGUGCAAGGCGUCGUAAUCAAGAUUUAAGUUUUGAGUAUAUGACAAAGAUGGAAUGCUUGACUGUGGACUGUAUCGCCCAUUAUACUGUAUUGUUGAAACAAAAUAGCAACUGCUUUACAGUUUUUAUCAGUUUUACUUGAUGUUUAUGUUUAACUUUUACACCUUGAUUGUUUUAGGGUUGAUUUUCAAUCAUCAGGGAAAUUAUAUCGCGUCUCUCGUUGGUCAAGUAAUAAACUUUGGUUAAUUUCAAUCUAUAUCUUAUUGAUAUUGAUUCCCAACUGGAGAUAAGUAUCAAACACGAUACCUCCUUUUUGUAGUCUGAUAGACUGAACUGACGAUUGAGAUCAUCCCAUAAGAAAAUAUACAAAAUAAUAUACAUUUUUGUAAGUGCAAUGGCAUGACAUACAAUAAAUGUUGUAAAAAAAUUAUAUUGUUUUGUGCAAUCAUUCCUUAAUGUAUUUGAUUUUAAUUAUUUUGUGUUCAAGCAUAUACUUACAAAAUGUUCUAAAAAUUUAAAUAUUCAUUCACAACAUAGUAUUGUAUCAUUAAUUUGUGAAUUCAUUGCGUUAUAAAUUGGUGAAGGUCCUUUGGCUUGUAAAUUGGAAAUACGUAAUGUAAGGUAAUGUAAGCAAAAGCUGUUCGCAGAGCAAGAGCUUAGUUAAGCUUAUCCUGAAUAGCUAAAGUAACAAUUAUUCAUACUUAUGUGCAGGCUGUAAACUGUAAUAAGUGUAAAAAAUAACCUCAGCUAUGCGAGAUAAGUAAAAAUAACUUAACUCUUAGUCUGCAGCUGACUUAAAAGUAAAAAAAAAUAUUAAGUAUACAUACAGUCAAACUACUGUUUUAGUUGCAGUCCCUGUGUUUUUCUUUGAAGUAUAGACUCUUGAAACAUGUUUUUCAAGGAUCAAGUUAGUUUGUCUGAAUGAGUUUUUACAUGACCCUGUAGAUUCUUUAUCUAUACACAUAGGCGAUCUAAUUAAAAAUGAUGAAUACAUUAAAUAAUCGUUAGUUGUAAAUGUACAGGCAAUAAAAUAAGUUUGCCAUUAA